AUGAUUCGACGCAAGCUUGCGUCUGAAGGAAACCUAGAGAGCCGAUUGGUUCGCUUUGCUCGCUUGUCUAGAUUAGACGGCAAACGACCAUUUUCCUCUGAAAGUGCUGGUUCUCGGACGAGCGUUCUGUAUCCUUUGCUGGGAGGUUCUGUUGUGCUUGCAACCGCUGGAGCAACAAAAUAUGUCCACGAUAAUGUCGGUGGAACGGAAGGGUUGACUCGAAGCUUGAGCUUCUAUAGUUUUGCCAUUCCAAAAUAUGUUGAAUAUCGAUAUCAUAUGUACAACAAGUCACCAGAUCACGUUUGGGACAAGCUGGAUACGGAUACUUCGAAAACAGCCCUGGACAAAGCAUACGAGCUUGAAGGUUUCUACAUCAAAGGUGGGCAGAUGGUGGCGGCCAAUAUGGGUGGAGCUUUUCCACAAAUUUGGCAAGAUACAAUGAGCGUUCUACAGGACCAGGUCCCUCCCCAAGAUUUCACAGUGAUCAAGGAUAUCGUCUCGAGUGAACUUGAUUUUGACGAAGUCUUUAGCUCGUUUGAAGAAACGCCAAUUGGAUCAGCUGCGAUUGGCCAAGUGCACAGAGCAACACUGAAAAAUGGGACCCCAGUAGUUGUUAAAGUCCGAUAUCCAAACGUCGAAAGAAUUCUUAGAGGUGAUGUUGUCACGAUCAAAAUGUUUGCACAAAUUGCCCAGCCAGUCCAUGUACCAGCACUCGAAGAGAUAGAAGAGCAGUUCAUGACCGAAUUUGACUAUGUCCAGGAAGGUCAACAGCUCGAAAAUGUGCGUAAGAAUCUUCGAAAGGCGGGACUAGAGGGACCAGGCAAAGCGUGCCGAGUCCCAAAACCCUACCUACAUCUUUGCACAGAACGUGUUCUUGUCAUGGAAGAACUUCAUGGGGUCAAAUUAGCAGAUGGUCUCAAAGACGAGAUGGGGAUUCAAGCCAGACGAGAAGGCAAGACGACAGAACAAUACAUGUCAGAAAUGAAGCAGAAGGAGAGGCUUGCAAAAGAACGAGGAGAAGAGCUGAAGGGUCCAAGCUCAAGCGAAUAUGACAUGUACAUUUCAGUCUUGAACAAGCAGAGACUGGUUUCAAAUACUCUGAGAAAGCUGCAUAACAUUUCAGUUGGAUGGUUCCCAGGAAACAAGAUGAAAGUGAUCGAAGACAAGUCUGCACUUCCAGUUAAUCAUGCAAAGAUGAUCGAUGAUCUUUUCUACAUUCAUGGACAUGAAAUCUUGGUGGAUGGAUAUUUUAAUGGGGAUUGUCAUCCCGGAAACAUCAUGCUUCUUCGUGAGGUUGAUGGUAGUCCAUCUAUUGGGUUAAUUGAUUAUGGGCAGGUUAAGAAAAUCUCCAAGGAAACAAGGCAUCUAUUUGCCCGGCUCCUCAUUGCACUUGAUGAUGACAAUAAAGAAGAAAUUGUGAGGCUGAUGCAAAAGGCAGGAAUGAAAACUGAGAAAAUGGACCCAGAAGUUCUCUAUCUUUAUGCCAAAGUGAGUUACGAUACAAUUAACGACAAAAUACUGCAGGGCAAGCAUAUUCAGCUCUUCAUGGAAGACUUGGAAAGUCGAGAUCCAAUCGUACAGCUUCCAACUGAGUUACUCAUGGCGUCACGCUGCUCAAUCCUUCUACGGGGACUUGCUAUGGCUCUUCAUCAGAACCGAUCAGCUGCAAGCGCAUGGAGACCGAUUGCAGAACGAGUACUUCAGACGGAAGCAUAA
Cylindrotheca closterium is the source of this 1716-nucleotide messenger RNA. The record is from the annotation of a GenBank genome assembly. Lineage: Eukaryota; Bacillariophyta; Bacillariophyceae; Bacillariales; Bacillariaceae.